Ustilago hordei is the source of this 5133-nucleotide messenger RNA. RefSeq lists its product as uncharacterized. The transcript has a single exon. Lineage: Eukaryota; Fungi; Basidiomycota; Ustilaginomycetes; Ustilaginales; Ustilaginaceae. Bases 1 to 5133 code for a protein of 1710 amino acids. Gene Ontology annotation, cellular component: nucleus. The record is from RefSeq and is a predicted model, not a curated record. Gene Ontology annotation, molecular function: ATP binding; ATP-dependent chromatin remodeler activity; metal ion binding. Gene Ontology annotation, biological process: DNA damage response; protein polyubiquitination.
AUGUCAACUUCUGGGCUAGCUUCUAAACGAGGUCCGAACGCAUCCAUAUGGCCUAUUCAGCUUUGCGACAAGGGUCCGUCCAUCUCCAACCGUCAGCGAUACAAAUACGUGGCGAUAGAGCAGCUCGACUUCGAACAUGUUUCCUAUUCCAUCGACUUGCAUUUCCUCGCUGACAAGCUUCUGCAGAGGGUUCACCUUCAAAAUCACAUACCCACUCAGCAUCAAAAUCUCUACAACAACACCAGCGCUGGAUCCAAACGCAAACGCUCAUCUUCUCCCGCCAAUGGUGCGCCCAUCUUGCAAGGCAAUACGCCCAAGAGGUUCAAGCAUGAAGAAGGCCAUGCCGAGACCUCUCAUCAAGUGGAGCUGGUCGAGACCUGUUGUCUCUUCAGUGUCAAGGCACGAGAGGCACAUGAUACUGACAUCAUUCUUGCACUCAAGCAGAUGCCUGACCACCCUGAGCACUCUUGCCUCAAUAACCUCGCAUUCACAGUCAUCUCGCAUGCCGAUCACCAGUGCCCAGACGACACCUUGAUUGGAAACUUUAUCCAACUCAGCGAUCCGACAACUGGCGCGUGCAUUGCAACCUUGCCGGUGCUCAAGGGACAGCAAUACAACAACCGCCGUGGAAGGCUCACCAACGGCGAUUGGCUUCUCUCCUUAUCCAGCAUGCUUUUGAGAGGCGCUGUUACCGCCAAGUUCGCUCUCUCGCUGGCUACGCCACCGUUGCAAUACCCCUCUGACCGUAUCACUGCCGGCUCCCUCUUUCUCCGGCUCUCCAUCUCAGUUCGGGUCAACGUUUCAACGUCAACUGCAUCGUCAUCGCCGCUCCCAUGCGACCGCAUCUUAGACAUGGCAACCAUUGUGCGCUUUGCUGAUCGCUUCCCUGAUCCCGACGACUGGGACACGGGCGAAAUCAACGACAGCUUCGUUUUGCACCAUCUGCGACCAGCAACAAUAGACUCAAACGCCCAUGCUCUACAGCCCGCAGAGCUCAACCCCACUCUGCUUCCUUUCCAAAGGCGCUCAACCGCUUUCAUGCUCGGUCGUGAAGGCAUGAUCUUCGACCCAAACGGAAAGCUUGUCCGAAGCAAGUCAGUAGUUGGUCACCAAGGGCAGCAACAUCUUGGUCUUUGGUGGAAGAAGAUUCAAUCUCACCUCUACUACAACUGGACCGAAGCCCGCUUCGUACAGAAUCCUGAGCUAACCCUUCGGUAUGACUUCAAAGGCGCCAUGCUUGCCGAGCAGAUGGGUCUUGGGAAAACCGUCGAGGCUGUCGCACUCAUCUUACUCAACCCUGAUCCUGAUGCCCACUCACGUCCCGCAUGGCAUGACGAGCGCAACGACAUUCAUGUCGUCCCGACCAAGACGACGCUCAUCGUCGCGCCCGAGACGCUGCGAGCUCAAUGGAUCGAAGAGAUCGAAAAGCAUGCCCCGCAUCUAUCCGUCUAUUCCUAUCAAAGCAGGCAAAAGGUCGAGGAACAGGUUCCUGCCCGCCUGACCUGGGAACAAUGGGCCCAAGACUUUGACGUCAUGGUCAUUUCCUACCGUAUCUUAUCUAGAGAGCUCGAUACUGCCAAGAAGCCGCCUGAUCGUUCUCGUCGCCACCAACGCAAGUAUGAACGCCCUCGCAGUCCUCUCGUCAAACUUCACUUCCACCGCGUGCUCAUGGAUGAGGUGCAAAUGGUAGGCCAAUCGAAUGCCGCUGAGAUGGUCUCGAUGAUCUCGCGUGGCUCCUCGGUCGCUGUCUCCGGUACUCCGGUUAAGAAGUUAGAUGACCUUAAAUCAUGCUUUCGCUUCCUUCGUGUCCCUGGCUACCAUGCAACUUCAUCGGAGUGGCAGGCCAUUCUUCAUCCCCUACUUGCUCCUGCACUCGUACGCGUUUUGCGCACCAUUGCUACCCGCCACACCAAAGCUCAAGUCGCCUCCGAGAUGUCAUUGCCGCUACAGACGCGGCGCGUCAUUCCGAUUGACUUUACCUCGAUAGAAGCCGCCUUCUACGCCGAUAUCUGGAAGGAUGCCUUGCAUGAUAUCCGCUACGGCUCAGAAGGCAGCCCGCGAUCCAAUGACCAUCAGAUCGACGUGGCCAAGAUGCGCAAUCAACUUCUACUCCUCCGUCAAGCUUGCACGCAUCCUCAAGUCGCUCUCCAAUUCCGUGGCGGUGUCGUGGGGUCAAGAAAUCUGCGAAGCAUCGACGAGGUGCUCGAGUUGAUGAUCGACUCUACUCGCACCGAGCUGCACAGCACCCGGACGCAUUGGUUCGAUCGUCGCGUCCAUCGCAACAUCCUCUCCCUCUACCGCCGUGACGAAGAUACACGUCUCCUGGUAGCAUCGCAGUUCCGCGAUAUCGAAGACGAGAUCAACAAGAACAUCCUCCGAUUCGAGCAAGAGAUUCGCAAUGCUGCGAUUCUUGGACCGCUCUAUCGCUUCACCAACCUUGAACGGGAAAUGGAGCAGAAGGCUGAAGCACGCACGAAACGCCUAGGCAGCAGCAACGGCAACGACGACGAAGACGGCGACCAGGCCUUGCAAGCGGUUGUUCAAGAUCUUGAAGCCUACCAAGCCCUUCAACAGAAGCGCAAAGUCAGAACCAACCACAUCAUCCAGCUCAAAGCCUUGCUGCGAUCCCUGCUCAUGAAGCUGCACCGCCUUUUACAAUUCGUCGGCAAUACGUACUACCAGCGCGGCGAGUACCUCGAUGAACAGCAAAAGCUGAAAGAGAAACGGAGCGAAGCCAUCAAGGUCGAGAGCGAAAACGAUGUCCGAGUGCGUUCUCUUCCUGCCAGUCAGCCUCCAUCGACGGUCGAUGCUGAGGGAGAACCUGUCUCUCCAGUUACCGAUGACACUGAUAAUAACGAGAACGCCCUAGCCAGACCCGAGCCAGUCUUCAUGAGCCCCGAGCGCCAAUGCCUCAAAGAUCAGGAGGACGUUGCUUACGCCAAGGCUGAGAAGGUUCGACAACGGCUCCUCGCAGAAGCUGGCGACGAGGUGCGAGCAGCCAUCGCUAGGUUGGAGCGGGAUCAAGUCAAAAUCAGCUUGCAGUCGAUCAAGGCGUCCAAGGACCUCUUCGAGUCUGGUGGAGGUAUCCUAAGCACCGAUUGCUACGAAAGACUGUCAGAGAAUGUCGACCUGCUCAACGAGCACGCCCAAGUGCUCUUCCGCUGGAGGGAGAGUAUCAUCGAUCGACUGGUGCGUCCUGUCAAUCGCGACGUCAGCCUUGAACGUGACGAUGACGACCAGUAUCAAGAGAACCUCGACACGCAGGCAGAAGCCGAGGUUCUGCUUGAAAUGUAUCGUCCGCUCUUGGCAGAGCGUGAAAAAAUCUUGAAAGGCGCCGUGGCUGUCGGAGCCACUGACCGUCCGCGACUGUUCAAAGAGCUGGAGCAAGCAGUGCGGGCUGCAAGGCAGGAUAGACUCAAAGGCAUCGCGCCCGAGACAGAGGCUGAUGAGGAGCUCUUGCGAGUGCAGCAGCAACAGCUCACUCACUUCAAGAAGCUUGACGAGGAGCAGCGGUCGGUCUCCUUGGCACACCCCUCCCAAUCCUUCACAGGCGUAGCUGAAAGGCUCGGAUUCCAGCGCGACAGCAUUGUCGGACCAGAAGAGAUCGCUCUGGCCAAGCAAGCUUACAUUGAGGCAAGACGUAUCAUCGGCGAACAGAGCAAGCACCUAGACCACCUCGGAAGAGAAGAAAGAAUGCUACUAACGGCGCUCUUCAAUGCUCGUAGUCAAUACUUCAAAGAGAUCCAGGUGCUGUCCGACACAGUGCGUGAUCCUAUCUUUUACGAUCUCGAGAAGACGAUCAAGGCGACGCAGAAAGAGGAAAUCGAGGCUGUCUCGAAGGUCGAAGAUCUCGAGAGGCGGUUGCGGUACCUCUUGCAUCUGCAAAUGGUGCAAUCGACGGACAAGCUGGACCAGGCAGCCAAGACUUGCAACAUCUGCACCGACCCGAUUGAGAUUGGCAUCCUCACCAACAAGUGCGGUCAUGUCUGCUGCGAGAACUGCUGGAAGGAAUGGCAAUCGCAAGGCCAUCGAACGUGUGUCAUGUGCCAGACGCGGGUCUUGCCAACCGAGGUGCAUCGCAUCAUCUAUUCGAGCGCUGAUGCGACGACUCGCCACGGAACCGUUGCAUCUGCGGCGGAGGGCCAAGGUGUUCCUGACUCGGUCGAUGGGAGCUACAACAGUGCAAAUCCAUUGGCGGUGCGUUACAACGAGCUCGACGACUCGCUGCGAUCUACUCUCAAUCGAUUCGCCAUUGAAGGACGAUAUGGCUCCAAGAUUGACCACGUCAGCAAGCACGUCCGACACAUCAUUAACCGGACUGGCGAGAAGUCGCUCAUCUUUUCGUCGUUCCAACGAGGAUUGGAUUUCGUGGCACAGUCGCUAACAGCCAACGGCAUCCGCUAUGUGCGAUUGACAGGCGCUGGUAAGAUGGGCAGCGUGGCGGCCAAGGACUUCCGGAGCGAUCCCAACAUCCACGUGAUGCUUCUACACUCGGAAGUGCAGAGCUCCGGUCUCAACCUGGUAGCUGCCUCGCACAUUCACAUUCUCGAGCCAUUCCUAGAUACGAACAAAGAGCUGCAAGCCAUUGGCCGAGUGCAUCGUAUUGGGCAGACCAGAGAGACCAACGUCUGGUGCUACUACGUCAAGGAUACCGUGGAAGAAAGGAUCCUGGCGCUUUCGGCGUACAAGGGCCACAGCUUGUAUCUCAGAGGACGGCAUACGAGCUCGACCGAGGGACUGAUUGACGUUGCCUUUUCAUCGAGCGGCCCUGCGUCCGGCCAGUCGCGACAGGCUGCAAGCAGGGUAACGGCGUCAGGAAGAGCUAAAGGCAAGGGCGCUGCAGGGGCCAUGCGAGGCGACAUGACGAGCAACAGCAAUGAGUUGCUGGCUUGCUUCUUUGCUCGAUACUUGCCGCUGCAAGGGCAAAUGCCGAGCGUGCCAGCAGGUGCGACGACGAGUGGAAUGGCCAGUCGGAGCAACGCCAUUGCGAGCGCCGCUUCAACAAGGGAGCAAACAGCAACAGUGCCAGAAGGGAGCCGCAGCAGAGACGUUGUUGAGGAAGAUGAGCUCACGAAGCUCCGCAGAGCACGCUUGGCUGCUUUGGAGCAGCGUCAGUCGACCAAUCUGCUUUGA